Molecule: messenger RNA, 1790 nt
Organism: Planococcus citri (citrus mealybug)
Lineage: Eukaryota; Metazoa; Arthropoda; Insecta; Hemiptera; Pseudococcidae
Product: probable G-protein coupled receptor 139
Exons: 2
Coding region: 56-1444 (462 amino acids)
Biological process (GO): G protein-coupled receptor signaling pathway
Cellular component (GO): plasma membrane
Molecular function (GO): G protein-coupled peptide receptor activity
Source: RefSeq, a predicted model, not a curated record
UUAAAAUUAAAAUUGCAAUAUCGGAAACCAGUCAACUGCGCUGAGCAAUUCAACCAUGUCAAAACAACUUCGUCAGUAUGUUACUGGAACUGAUAGCGAAUUUAUGUUGUUACUAAAUGGUACCUAUGGGUAUUUUCUAUGUUUACAUAAAAUUAAAAUUUCAAAAACGUGUUCACUUGUUUUGAUAUCUACCCAAUUAAUUAUUUUCAAAAAAUGGUACAUAAUAAUUUUCUGUAAACAUCGCGCGAGUUUAUCACCAAAAGUGUUGAAGUGUUGUGAAAUUGGACAUCAUCAAUCAAAACACUGUCAUUACAGGCGGGUAUCAGAUUGUUCAGAACAAAAAAUAAGGAAAAACACCUACCAAGCCAAGAUGUCACCUGAAGAACCAUUCUGUGGACAAACAUUACUGACGAUUGGAACAUACUACAAGAGGAAUAUCAGCGGUUACAUCGAUAUGCCAACAUGUAUACUUGGUUCGAUUUUCAACCUACUCAACUUGGUGAUAUUCACAAGGAAAAACAUGCGUUCGCAGAUUAACCUGAUAUUUGCAAACCUAUCCUUGGUAGAUUUACUCACUUUAUUAACACUGAUUCCAUUUUCGUGGCUACAUAUAACCGAACGCAAUGUCAAUAUUGAGGGACGAAGUAGUUACGAAAGAGCAUUACUUUUCAUCAUCUGUCAUGAUAUUAUGGCCACUUUUCACUUCAUAUCUGCAUUUCUCACCGUCAUGUUGGCCAUAUGGAGAUACAUAGCUGUGGUGCAUCCCUUCACAGGAUGGUCUCGGUGCAAUAUGAAAACUACACGAUGUGUGAUUGCUGCUGUUUACAUAGCGUGUGUCUUGCUCAAUAUACCGAUGUAUUUGUCACGUGAUAUCACCACUACAAUUAAAAACAAUACGAUUGUUUACAUACCCGGUUUCAAAAGAGAUUCUAUUCUGUGCACAGUUGCAUUCGCAAUUAAAGGAGUGCUACAGUGUUUGCUGCCAUCGGUUUUGCUGCCAAUAUUCAGUUUUAAACUGGUUGUAGUCUUAAUGGCGAGAAAAGAAUCUCAAGAACAAUCAAUUCCAUCUUCAAAUGCGCAAAAUCACGAAAAAAAGCUCAAAUUGAAACAGCAAAACGAUCGAUCAAUUGUCAUACUGUUGGUAGUAAUAGUAUUAUUUUUUAUUACAAAGGUCCCGUCUGGAAUACUCUACUUGAUGUUCAUAAUUUAUGGUGGACCGAAUAGUUCACAUAAUGUAUGUUUUUUUGGCCUGAGAGCAAUAUUUAGUACUUUGACCACGAUUAAUAUGUCAGUGACAUUUGUGUUAUAUUACACCAUGAGUCAAAAUUUUAGAAUCACUUUGAGAUCCUUGUUUAAAAAGGAUGAUAUUCCAUUUCAAAAUGGAAAUAUAUAUUUUGUUUUCAGUAAUACGAAAAAAACUGACACGUGUCUAGAAACUAGUUAGAUUUUAGCGAAGGUAAUUUUUUAAGAGUCAGAUGAGUUUGAAAUUUGGCAGUUUUUGAGUUCCAUUCUAUCUUCCCACUCACAUAGAAUCCAUCCUGUGGAGAAAAUGAGCAAAAAUGUCAUUUUAGAGAGCUCAACACUCAAAGCGUGGAAUUUUUAGUAUGUUUUUUUUAUCAGACUAUAAUAAGUACAAAUCUGCCUCAUGUAUAAACUUUAAAAAUUGUAGGUAAUAUUCAUCUUAAUAAAUAAUUUUGUUUAUCAUUUUGUAGCGGCAUCUUCAUUCAAUUUGAUUCCUUAGUGAUUCAUUCAUUCGAUUCGCUCAGUCGGGAAAAGUCGUUCACAUAUCG